ACCAUCUACAACACAAAUUAGAUGAACAAAGCAAGUCAAUGUGUAUAAAUAUGGAAAACCUUGAACAACAAAUUUCUCAUCUGAAGCAGCAACUUGACUCUGCUUGUAAGGGUAUGAAAGAGAAAGAAGAAAGCAUGGAACAGCUAAAUAUCAAAGGUCAAAAAAUGACAAAUGAAAUUGAAGAACUGGAAAAAAGUAUACAAUUAAAAGAACAGGCAUUUCAAGAACUGAAAGAGGAAAGUAAUUCCCUGGCUCAGUGGAAGAUGGAAAAUAUGCAUGUUCUAAAUACUUUUCAAUGUGAAAAGGAGGUGAUGAAUAAUAAAAUUAAAGAAUUAGAGCAAAAUCUUGAAGUGAGUUUGAAAAAAAAUCAAGAACAGGAACAGAGUCUAGAAGUUUAUCAGCAUACAAAUGAAAAGCAAUCAGAAAAGCUUAGGUCAGUUGAGGAUGAAAAAGAGAAUUUGCAUCGCCAGACUGAUAAUCUCAAGCAAAUUCUAGACAACAAAACUUCUGAGUUAGAAACACAAAAGCAGACCUUUGAAGAAUUCAUGAGUUCUUCAAAGCAGCAAGAGCAAAAGAAUGGAAAGGAAAUAGAAAACCUGAACUUGAGCAUUUCUCAGCUCACAGCACAGAUAGCUGAACUGGAGAAAAAAUUGCAACAAGAAACUAACAAAGUUGUGAAACUUGAAGAGUCUCAGCGUAUAUUGAUUGCUGAUUAUGAAAAUGUCAGUAAUCUGGUGAAGUCAAAAGAGUGCUUAAUUGAAUGUAAAGAAACGGAAAUUUUGAAUUUGAAGGACAACAUUUUGCAGAUCACAAAUAAUCUUGAAGAACAGCUUGCUAAAGUUGAAGCAGAGAAAAAACAUAUAAUGCAGGAGUAUGAAAAAGUUUUACUUGACAGUCUUGAAAUUGAAAAUACAAAGUCAACGUUAGAAAUUUACCAACAUGAUAUCUCCAUCCUCAAGGAGCAGAUUACUUCUCAAGAAUCCUUACUGAAGCUUGAAAGACAACAACGAUCUGAGAUUGAGAACAAGUGUGAAGCUCUAUUAAAACAGACAGAAGAAUUUGAAGAAAAAAUUGAGAAGAGAGAAAAGAAAUAUGUUGACUUGCAAAUAGAAAUGGAACAAGAAAUUCAUCAACUGAAACUGCAACACGACGAAGCAUUGCAAGCUAUCUUAGAUGAGAAAAAUAAAUCUAUUGAAAACAUUGCACGAGAACUUGAGACCAAUGCAAAUAAUUUGAAAUGUUUGCAGGUAGCCAAUGAAGAGUUAGAAGCAAAGUUGGAAGCUUGUCUUUUGUCUGAGAAGUGCAUUCAGGAAAAAGAUGAGUUAAUUAGUUUGAAGGAAGAAGAACUCCUACAGCUUUCUAAGAGAAAUGAAGAACUGAAAAACUCCAACAAUACUUUGAUGCAGGAAAAUAUAGAGUUGAACAAGGUGAAUUCUAGUUUUGCUGAUGAAAUGAAAAGAAAUGAAACAAUGUUGCAGGAACAGACUAAAAAAUAUGAAGAAGAAGCUGCUACCAAAGAGAACUCACUCAAAGAUCUUAAAACUCUGUGUGAAGAACUAAGUGUAAGUCAAAGAUUUCUGCAGAACACAGUAGCAGACAAAGAAAGUGACAUUAAGAAAUUGCUGGAAAAGAUGAAUGAGAAGGAAACCAGGGAAGAUGGGUUAAUGCAUCAGUAUGCUGCAUUAGAAGAAGAAUUGAAACCUCUUCGUGAAAAAUGCAGUGCUUUGGAAGAAAACAAAGAUUUUUUGCAAAUGCAGUUGCAUGAGAGCUCACAGGAAUUAUUGGUGAGAAAUACAGAAGCUGAGGAGCUGCAAAGAAAACAUACUGAGUGUUCUACAGAAUAUAAUGCCAAAAUUCUAGACUAUGAGGAAAGGAUUAAAACGAUGCUUGAGGAAAUAGAUGGUUUCAAGUUACAGCUGCAGAAGAUGGAAGAAAUUGAUCGUUUAAAAAAGGAACUUUCUGAAUCAUAUGCAAGACAAGACAAAAUACUGGAAGAUCACAAUGAAUUGCUCCAGGAAAAAGAACAAUUAACACUCCUGUUAACAAAGAAAACUGAACAAGAAACCAUUUUUGCAACAGAAUUAGAAAAGCUUGAAAGUGAUUUGAUGAGAGUCCAGUCUGAAAAUAUUAACCACAGUAAAUUAAUUACAGAGAAAAAUACUAUUGCAGAACAAUUGAAAGACACAAUCAUAACAAAAGAAAUUGAACUUCAGAAAAUUCAAGCUCGACUUCAGCUUCUCCAGAUGGACCUUGAAGAUAAAGAGGCUUCUUUAGAGUCUUAUAUUUCCCAAGUAGAACAAAUGCAAAGUGAGAUUAGCAGUGUGGAGAGUAGGUUUCAAAAUAGUGAGGAGAAGAGGAUUCUUCUGGAGAAGGAAUUAACUUCAAUGCAGACAGAGAUGGAAAAUGUGCAUUUGAAAUUUAAUGAAAGUAAGAACCAAGAAUCAGCUUUGCUGGAACAAAUAACACUACAAAGACAAACAAUUGAAGAGCUGCAGAGUAAAUUUGAUGAACAAAAAAUGGAUUUUGAUCAUCUCCAUUCCUUGGAAAUCCAGCUUGCUGAAAGCCAAGAAUUGGAGAAGCAAUGCAGCCUAAAAGAAGAGGAGAUAAAGGAACUUCAGAAGAAACUGUGUCAGUCUGAACUUCGUGUAAAUGAAUUAAUGAGUCAAAAUAGUGAUAUUGCAUCUAAAAUGGCUUCUCAAGAGCAGGAGCUAAAAGCACAAAUGCAAAUUACUUUGAGCAGUAUGGAGGUUGCACUGCAGCAGAGUGAGGAGCAAAGAGCACUUGUGCAGAAAGACUUGAGUAAGGUGCAGUCUGAAUUAUCAGCUAUGAACUUGCAUGUCAUCGAAAGUAAAAGUCAUAAUAAAACUUUGAUGGAAGAAAUAACUCUGCAAAGGAAAACUGGUGAGGAUCUGAAGAGUGAACUUGAAAAAUGUAAAGAACAGGAAACACAUCUCACCUCAAUCGUGUCUGAGUUACACUCUCUUAUUGCAGCUUUGGAAACUGAAAAAGCAUUGCCGUUGACUAAAGUAGAUUUAACAAACAAUAUUGCUAUCCAUGAUACUCAAGAGUGCAAAGUUGUAAAAGAAGUAAUGAUUGCAUCCCUAGAAGCUAGGCAUCAAAACAUUUCAGAAGAGAAAGAGAUGGCUGAUGUUGAAAAUGAUUCAUCAGAUGAUAAGAAAAAUCUUUUGAACACAAUUGAAAAUUCACCCAACUUGAUUGUAAAUGACCAAACAACCUUUUCUGUUGAAAAUGAUCACCUGAUAAUGAAGCCCGUGGAACUGGAAACUUGGCCUGUGACUUCUGAGCAGUCUAUUACAUUGCUCAGAGAAAAAUUUCAAAAACAACAAGAUGCUGCAGAUCAAGAAACCUGGGAUUUGCAUCAAACCUUAAUUGCAACAAGACAAGAACUUGAAUUUCUGAAGCAACAGCAUUCAUCAGAAAUUGAACAAUGGCGGUUGAAGUUGACCAAUCUAACAACUGAGAUGGAAAUAAAGUUGGCUGCACAGAGGCAGCAAACUGAGUUGCUGUCUACAGAGUUAGAAGGUGCGAGAGUCCAACUUCAGUCUCUGGACCUCAGUUCCCAAUCAUUGCUGUUUACUAGCUAUCAUCAUGAAGAGAGUACUCCGCAUAAGCUUAUUGAUUCAAAGAAACACCAAACAGAGGUGAUGAUCAUCACUGAUCAAUUGGGAUCUGUCAGCAGACAAAAUGUGUCCCCUGAUUCUAAUGUACAAUGGGAGAAACAACCCAGUUUACAAUCUGGAACAACAGGAGAAAGCCCUGUAUUUUCCAAGGACUACACCAUUUACUUUGAUAAUACUAAGAAUGUAAGCAAGGACGUUGAUAAUGAAUUGAAUGAAAGCAACACAAAAGAACAGUGCAUAGUUCAAUCAACACAGUUAGGUAAUGAUGAAGUUAGUGGCCCAGUGGAAUGCCAAUCAAUCCAUGAAACCUUUGUUGGAUCUCUGUUACAAUUGGACCAGGAGUCUGGCCAAAUACUUCAUCUGCUUCCAAAUGAAGAAAAUAAGAAAAUAACUGAAGAGCUACUCAGUGAGAUGGAGAAUUUGCGUAGCAAGCUAGAUAUCAAUCAAAAAGAACUAUUUAACAAAACUGCUGCUUACACUGAGUUAGAAAAGAAAAUGCUCAUCUUUGAAGAAAAGAAGCUCCAACUAUGUAAUGAAUUGAAGUUUUCUACUCUUGAAAAUCAAAAUCUUCGAGACAAAGUAAAUGAUUUGGAAGAGCAGCUCAAAAAUAUUACAUUACAGCUGAAUCUUGAUAAAGGUAAAUUGCCUGAGGUGACCAAGGUGUUGGAAAGCCCAGAGAUGAAUAAAACAGACAGGAAUGAACAAUUCCUUCAACUAGAAAAUGAACUGAAGCGAGCAAAAUCAGAUAAAGCUAACCUGGAAAAACACAUUCUUGAAAUGGAAGUUGAUCUGGAUGAGUUGCAGAACAGAAAGCAGUUGUUAGAAAAAGAACAUGAAUCAAGUCAAAGGACCAUUUUCAUUCAGGCAGAAAAGCUGAAUGAGCUUGAAACAGAAAAUACUGGAGUCAUUCAGGAGAUUAGUACUCUAGCUGAGACAAAUAAUGAAUUGGAGCAAACUAGUAAAAAGUUGAAGGAAAAAGUUCAAGAUCUUGAAGCAGAGAAAAUCUACAAUGUUAAUACAAUCCGGAUGCUUGAAGCUGAAGUAAAGAAACUAACCAGUCAGCGACAAGCUCUUGCUGAACAAAUGGAGAAAAAUUCAAAGGAAAAGGAAAGCAUAAUCCAGGAAAUUGAUUGUUUGGAAAAUAAUUCAGUGUUGGAUAGAGAAGGUAAGGAGAAAUUAGAACAAGAACUAAAUCUGUUGAAGAAGGAAAACUUAUCCAUCCUAGAGCAAACUGAAGCUCUGCGGAGCAAGUUUAAUGCAGUAGAGCUUGAAAAGUUGAAACUACUCCAGUCUUUGGAGUUCUCUAAAUCAGAAAAAAGUGAAAUUGCAACAAGGUUGAACUCUACCAAGGCAGAAGUAGCUGAAAUGCGGCAUGCUAUUGAGAAACUUAAAAUACGCAUUGAAGCAGAUCAUAAUAAACAUCAACAAAUGGCUGAAAAACUUAAAAUCAGUGAACGAAAAACAGACUCCCUUCAAGACAAGGUUGAGGCACUUGAACGGGAGCUUCAGGUCUCUGAAGAAAAUAUGGAGCAAAUGGUAUUAGAAGCUGAAACUGCAAAGGAACAGGUUGAAAUAUUAAAGGAAGAGAAGGAAAUGAUUACUGAAAAUCUGAAGCGAUUGAAAAUGGACCUCCAUUCCUUAAACUCUGAGAAACAAAUUUUACAGAAGCAACUGCAACAAAGUCAGGAAAAAUUAGAAACUCAGUGCUCACAUUUGGCAAGAAAUUCUGAAGCAGCUGAAAAUGAAAAAGUCAAAAUGACAGAAGCCUAUGAAAAUUCUGUUAGUGAGCUACAGUCUCACAUUUGCCAUUUAAAGGAAAGGAUGAAAAUCUGCCAAGAAGAGUUGGAAAAAUUGAGAGAAAAUGAGAAAAAUUACCUCAAUCAAAAUUCACAUUUGGAAUGUGAAAAUAUUCAGCUAUCCAACCAACUUUGUAAAACUGAUGAGCUAAAUGUGGAGCUAAAAUCUACAAAUACAAUACUAAGUAAAGAUCUUCAAAUUAUUCAACAGCAGUUGAAUUUGCAUACAGAAGAGAAAGAGAAACUUCAGCAACAGAUUAUAGAUCUGGAGCAAUUGAAGCAGAAAAAUUCUAUGGCUUUGAGUAAUUUGCAUAUUGAGGUGGAGAACUUAAAGAGAGAAAGGAACAACUUACAGACAGCAGUAGUGGAAUCUCAGCAAGAAGCGCAAGAUUUGACAUCCAGGCUAACGAUAGUGCAAAACAUGAAGGAAAAUUCUGAGAAUCAACUACAAAAUGAACUACAGGUUGCACAUUUGCAAACUACUACACUUCUUGAUCAGGUUCGUGAUCUUACAGAGAAUAACCGUAAGCUGCAGGAUGAUUUAUCUGUGGCCAGUGAAAAGAUUCAGAAAAUGCAGCAGGAAUUUGAUGCAGAGAAGAAUUUGAUCUCAGCACAACUUGAAGAAUUCAGGAAUCAGACAGAAAACAUUAAGUUGCAGCUAGAAAUCUGUGAAUCAGAAAAAUACAAGUUAGAAAAGGAGGUUGAAUAUUUUCAGAAUGAACUACAGAUCACUGAUGUCCUGAAAAAGGAACUGGAUGAACAUAAACUAAAACUAAAAUGCAUUCAAGGAGAACAUGAAGCUGUGCUUAAAGAUUUACAGGAUCAGCAUGAAGUUCAAGUACAGUCGUACCAAAAGAAAAUGGUCGAAAUGGAAUUACAGCUCACUGCACAAGACAUGGAAAUCAACAAAAUAAAGGUUGCAAAAGAAGAAAUCAAUGUUGCCUUUAAAGAUGCCAUCUGCAAGGUAAAUGAUCAGACAGAGAAUUACCAUAAACUGCAGGAUGACUUAACCAUAGCCAAUGAAAAGAUUCUGAAAAUGCAGCAGGACUUUGAUGUGGAGAAGAAUUUGAUUUCAGCGCAACUUGAAGAGUUCAGACGUCUGUCAGAAAGUUUUAAGUUACAGCUAGAAAUUUCUCAAUCAGAAAAAAACAAGUUACAAAAGGAUGUUGGAUAUUUUCAAAACGAACUUCAGAUCACUGAUGUCCUCAAAAAGGAUCUAGAUGAACAUAAACACAGACUAAAGUGCAUCCAAGAAGAGCAUCAAGCUGUGCUUAAAGGUUUACAAGAUCAGCAUAAUGUUCAAGUACAGCUGGACCAAGCAAAAUUGGCUGGAAUGCAGAAACAGCUAACUGAACAAGAAAUGGAAAUUAGCAACCUAAAGACUGCAAAAGAAGAAGUAAAUGUUACCUUAAAAGAAGCUAUCUGCAAGGCAGAAGAGCUGCAAAAAUCAAUGGCUAAGCUAAAAGGGGACAAGGAUUGUGCUCAAAAUAAACUGCUACUUUGGAUGAAAAGCUGUAAACAGCUUGAACAUGAAAAGGAGUCACUGAAGAAACACAUUCAGCAACAAGAGGAGCUACUUGCACAGCUACAGAAAAACCCAAAACUGGAUUCACAAGCGGAUGAACUAACUGCUGAGGUGGAGGAUCUAAAGGAGGCACUGGAGGAAAAAACAAAAGAAGCUGAUGAAAAUAUGGAGAAAUAUUGGAACCUGAUUAAAAGCAGCCAUAAAUUGGAGGAGGAAAAUGAAAUGUUAAAGAGCAGGGUGGUCUUCUUGAGCAAUAAAUUACAACAGUCAAAUGCUCAAGAAGAGAAUGGUGUUGCAGAACAAGUUGCUGCACCAAGAUCAGUUGUACACCAGUGUGAAAAGAAGUCACCUGGUCAGUCCAACAGUCAGCAAAAAUAUCUGAAGUCUCCAGGUAUGAACUAUAUUGCAGAACAGCCUAUGGAUGCUCCACUGGAAUUAGCUGGAAAGAAAAGUCACCAAAAGCGCCCAGAUGCUCAAUCAAACCGUACUGCAAAGAGAGUAAGGGGAGCUGAAUCGAAGGAGGAACGAGAUAAAUUGAAAUCAGAAGCUUUGCAGAAUUCUGCAAAGAGGACAAGAAAUGAUAAAGAGCAUGAGAUUAUUUUAAGGCCUGCUACAAAAGAUGAAACUCCAUCUGAACCAGAGGGUCUUCCACAUAUUGUUAAAAAAGGUUUUGCAGACAUACCCACUGUAUCCCAUAGCCCCUACAUACUGCGUAGGACAACCUUACUAAACAGGGCUAGUUCCAGCCUUGCAGUUCAGAGCAGGAUAUCUCCCCAUAGGCAGAUGCAAGAUAAGGGAGUUGUGCAAACCUGCAACAAGUCAGAGACAACAGCAGGAAGCAGUCCUGUCCAGCAGCACUCAGCUGAAUUUCCAGCAUUACAUCCGGAUUCAGUACCAACUAUGACAGAGCCACCUCUAUCAUCUUUAACAAACAGUGCAAAUAAAAUGGGCUUUAAUACUUCUGAUGGGAAGCAAUCAGAAAAAAGUAGGUGCCCAUUGAAUACAAAGAAAUUUGUGGAACAAAAGAAACGUUACACCAAACAGAUUACUGUGACAGACGAAAAUGAAAAUUGCAAAGUACAGUAAACAAAUAGUAGAAAUAGCACAGUACUAACAGGUGAACUCUAUUGUAAAAUCUUCUGCAGUAGUUCUUGAGGUGCAAAAACGAAGUACCAAAGCUGACUGUAAAGUGUACAAAGUACAGUGAUUUACAGAGAGUAAAUGAUUGUAAGUUUCUAGUAAUAAUGCCAACUAUCAUAUGUAAAACAGCUUUAAAGUAGUAAAGUAUCCUCUAAAAGAUGCAACUUAGUAAUAUUACAAAAUGGUUAAGAUUACUGUUUGCAGAAUACUGACACUUUUGUACAUUAUUUCUUUUCUAAACUAUUCUAUUAACCCUAAAUUACAAUUUUCUGUAAAAUAUUGGCAGCACCCUUAAUAUCUCUCAAGUGAUUUUUGUUUGAGUUGGAGGGCCUUAUUCUGUCAUAAAGCACCAUCCCAAAAGCCAUUAAUUUGAAUAAUUCAGAAAAAUCUUUAAAUGUGCUGUGAUUUUGUAACAAGUCAGUUUUUUCAUAAGCUUAAAUUUGAGUUCUAAGCUGCCAGAGGUUUCAGUCUCUGUUUGUGGGGUAAGGUUUCAUAACUAGCAACAACCUUUAUUCAGUACAUGAGAAGAUAUUAAUUUGCAAUGAUAUAAAAUUGUUUUAUUUUGUAAAAGGCAAAUAAACUUGUACCUUUUUUAAAAAGAAGGUAUAAUAUUUUACUCAUAUUAGAGUAGGAAUGUAAUACUUAUGUGCUUGUUUUGUCUUUUCUAGCAUUUUUGUAUACAAUUGUACAGAAAUUAAUUAAAAUUAAUCAAAUUUCAAUUAA
Molecule: messenger RNA, 8825 nt
Organism: Rhincodon typus (whale shark)
Lineage: Eukaryota; Metazoa; Chordata; Chondrichthyes; Orectolobiformes; Rhincodontidae
Product: centromere protein F
Exons: 12
Coding region: 39-8048 (2669 amino acids)
Biological process (GO): regulation of G2/M transition of mitotic cell cycle; metaphase chromosome alignment; mitotic cell cycle
Cellular component (GO): nucleus; spindle pole; chromosome, centromeric region
Molecular function (GO): microtubule binding; protein homodimerization activity; dynein complex binding
Source: RefSeq, a predicted model, not a curated record